GGAAGAUCUCGCGUUAACACUUUGUGGUUACCAGGGGAACGAGAGCCUGAGAAGUAGCGCUUGACUUGAGGUCUCUUGCUUUUGCUCAACGAAAUGAACACCGGAGAUACAGCGUUACAUUUCUAAUUCACAGAUACGUUUGUCAGAGCAAAUAAAUAAUAUCCUGCAAAAUGCCGUCACCACAAGUCCUCCAGCCAGUUCUUAAGAUGAAGGUGGACGAGCUAUUUCUCAACUGGUUGAGUGAUACUGCAACCCAGUCACUACUCAAAGAGUAUCUUGACCUAAUCAAAAGUGGACAACCCAUUGAUUUGAGCAGUGGGGACGCCCAGGAUAAAAGGUUGUUGACCUUCAAUGAGAACAACAAUGUGGCAUCCCAAAGGAACCUGGCCGAGAAGAAGCCCGCUCCCCUCGGUACUCCCUCCAGCCCCCCGUCUGCCAGUACACUACCCUCCGGCAGCAGCAGCAAUACCAGAGUGACAGGACCCAAUGGCAGAGUACUACGGAGGUCUGUCAGCACAAAAAAGCGCUGGAUUGAGUGUUGUGUUUGUGUAUAUGUCUUCCCCGUCCUGUCCGGAGCAAGGAUGAGGAUGAGGGAAGUGUCUCUGCGUCAGGACCCUGACCUGAGGAAGGAGUUGGCUCUGCUGGCACGUGGCUGUGACUUUGUUCUACCCUCUCGGUUCAAGAAGAGGCUCAGAGCCUUCCAACAAGGACAGGCCCAGGUGAGGACGGAGGAGCCCGUCACCACAGCCCUGAGUGAAAGCAUUCCAAAGUUUUACUUCCCACAGGGCCAGCCCCAAGCCAACGUCAACAUCGACAGCCUCAUUUCCAAAAUUGAGAAAGUAUUUUCCCAAUUCCCAAAUGAAAGGGCCACCAUUGAGGACAUGGGGCAGGUCGCCAAGGCCUGUGAGUGUCCUCUCUACUGGAAAAUGCCAUUGUUCUGCUUGGCUGGAGGCGACAGGACCGGCUUCAUGUCCGUUCACAAGUUUGUGGCUAUGUGGAGAAAAACUCUGCAGACCUGUCACGACGACGCUUCUAAAUUUGUGCACCUCUUGGCCAAGCCUGGCUGUAAUUACCUGGAACAAGACGACUUUAUUCCAUUCCUGCAGGAUGUGGUGAACUCACACGCAGGCCUGGCCUUCCUAAAGGAGGCACCGGACUUUCACUCACGAUACAUCACCACGGUGAUUCAGAGAAUAUUCUACAAUGUGAACCGUUCAUGGACUGGGAAAAUAACGUGUUCUGAGCUCAGGAAAAGUAACUUUCUACAGAAUUUGGCGUUGCUGGAGCAGGAGGAGGACGUGAACCAGCUGACAGAGUUUUUCUCCUAUGAACAUUUCUAUGUAAUCUACUGCAAGUUCUGGGAGUUGGACACUGACCAUGACCUCUACAUAGACCAGAAGGACCUGGCACAGCACAAUGACCAAGCCAUCUCCCAUAAGAUGAUUGAGAGAAUAUUCUCAGGAACAGUAACAAGACUUUUUCUUUUCUCACAUGCACCUCUGCUCGCUGCAUUCUCUGUACCUGUGUCCAGUAUAGAGUACUGGUUCCGCUGUAUGGACCUGGAUGGGGAUGGGGUGCUCAGCAUGUACGAGCUGGAGUACUUCUACGAGGAUCAGUGCCAAAAGCUGGAGACCAUGGCUAUUGAGCCCCUUCCCUUUGAGGACUGCCUCUGCCAAAUGCUUGACCUUGUGAAGCCUGAGGUCGAAGGUAAAAUAACUCUGAGGGACCUUAAAAGGUGCAAGUUGUCCCACAUCUUCUUCGACACCUUCUUCAACAUCGAGAAGUACCUGGACCACGAGCAGCGAGACCCAUUCUCGGUGAUAAAGGAGAUGGAGCCAGACGGUCAGGAGGUCUCGGACUGGGAGAAAUAUGCUGCAGAGGAAUACGACAUCCUCGUGGCUGAGGAGGCCGCCAACGAUCAGUGCAAUGGCGUGUAUGAUAAUCCUUUGAGCCCUUUAGGGCAGCACAUCUCCAGUGAGCUGGGUCUGACGAAGAGACACUUCUUUGAGAUCCCCAGUCCACACUGCAACCUGGACCUGGAUGAAUAUGAAUAUGAAGAUGACUUUGAAUGACCCCUCGAUCAUGUAGCGUUUUCUCACACGCCUGCUGAGCGCUGUGCGCUCCCACAAACCGAGCUUAACCAGCAGUGUUCGUCGAUGAAUCACAUCAAGCCCGAGAUUCCCAGGUUCCGGCCCGGUUCCCAGUAACAGGACACGCUUUAAUAAACACAACGCGCUGUCCGAGCACUGGUGGGGUCAGGUGUGCUGGAGAAAUGGACACAGCAUCAGAAAGUGGUUCUUUAAUACUUUACUAUGCCAGCUGUUUUAAUAUUUUCACCUGUCACGCUUAAAGAAGUCACCACAGCUGACUUCAUGAUGUCACGAGCAGCACGUUCAGGCCUUUGCUCCAUUUCCACAUGGUUACACAGGAGCGGUUGUGUUUGUGCGCGUAAUGCAUUGUAUUAUUUAUUUCUACUGAAGUACGGUACAUCUCAGUACUGUGAUCACAUUCACAUGAGCUAAAUCAUCAUUCUUUACACACGGGAGCUCCCUGGAUUAUUGGACAAAAACUCUGUUGAUUUGAUUCAGGGUUUGAACUAAUUAUCAUCUGAAGUCAUUGGCUAAUGUUACAUUCCAGUGAUCAUAACGGAAAGUUUUCUACAGGACUGUAAAUUCAUUAAUGGUUGUUAAAUGAGAAGAUACCGUAAAUGCCAAACAAGACACCAUUGAGCCUGCUGUACACACAGUUCACACUGCCACAAACACUGUAUAUUGUACAGGUCUGUACUCAUUAUGACGUAGAUUGACUGUGUGUGAGAUGGGGUUGUUAUUAAAUUAUUAGAGAUGGAUUUAUAUAUAACUGUACAUAUUUAUUUGGUGCUUGCUGUGUUGUAAAUGAUUUGGGGAAAGUGUUUUAGACAAAUUCUUUUUUCUAUGUUAUCAAGUACUUAAUUGUAUUGUACUUUGACAGAACAAAAGGAACCAAUUUUAAAAUGUUUUGCUUUUCUUUAAAUGAAUAAAGCCUUGGUUAAUGUAAGAGUUAA
Molecule: messenger RNA, 3043 nt
Organism: Perca fluviatilis (European perch)
Lineage: Eukaryota; Metazoa; Chordata; Actinopteri; Perciformes; Percidae
Gene: ppp2r3b
Product: protein phosphatase 2, regulatory subunit B'', beta
Exons: 14
Coding region: 171-2072 (633 amino acids)
Biological process (GO): protein dephosphorylation
Cellular component (GO): protein phosphatase type 2A complex
Molecular function (GO): calcium ion binding; protein phosphatase regulator activity
Source: RefSeq, a predicted model, not a curated record